Siniperca chuatsi (mandarin fish) is the source of this 3760-nucleotide messenger RNA. It is a transcript of the gene cnstb, whose product is annotated as consortin, connexin sorting protein b. Gene Ontology annotation, molecular function: connexin binding. The transcript is spliced from 11 exons. The coding region runs from base 705 to 1871 and encodes 388 amino acids. Lineage: Eukaryota; Metazoa; Chordata; Actinopteri; Centrarchiformes; Sinipercidae. Gene Ontology annotation, biological process: positive regulation of Golgi to plasma membrane protein transport. Gene Ontology annotation, cellular component: plasma membrane; trans-Golgi network; transport vesicle. The record is from RefSeq and is a predicted model, not a curated record.
ACACGGUUAAAUAAAUAAAUAAGCAUGACAUGUAGGAAUAUAUAUUUUGCAAUGAGGGGAAGCUGAAAAAUCCCCGGAUUGGACCGUAAACAAGAAGCAUGAGAGAGUCUCAGAGACGGACAGAUGACAGAGUGAGGUUUAUGUGGAUCCUGCUGUGCGCCGACACGGAGGUCGACUUACACCGCGACGCUGCUUCAGGGCGUUGAUGUUCAGACGACAAACAGCGAGACAUCAUCCAGCGCUUGCUGGGGACAAGCAAGGCAGGCCACACUGAAUUCUGUGUGUAAAAGUGAAGAGAAAAAGCACAAUAAACCAUACAGAGGACUGCGGAAAGUCUGCAAAAACUGAGAACAUCAUCCUCCACAGCCCAACCUUCACAGACUAUGGUGGACAUUUCAAAUCUCCCUUUUCUUGACCACCCAGAAGUCGAUGGAGCAUUAAAUCACAUGAUCAAGAGUGAUCACAAACCAAACCUGCUGAGACCUCAUUCUCCAGUGCCUGAGACACCCUAGAGCAACUCAAACUUUCCCAAGUAAUUUGCUUAUCUCACGCAACGGAAGCGCUCUGAUAAAAGUCAGAAACAAUUCAUGUUUUUCCAGUGAGGGCCCGAAAAAAGAAACCCAGCCACAGCCCACUGGAGGGUCUCAGAGAAGCUUUUGGGGAACGUCGAGUUGGAGGAGAAGAUCGCUGCAGUGACGGAGAUUAUGGGUAACAAGAACGCCAUCCCGCUGAAGGGUCCAGACACUGGGACUACACAGAAAGAGGACGGGGUGUGCAUCGACAGUGCCACUGGAAGUGUCUCCAGAGAUGCACCACCGGGCCCCAGCCCAGAGCUGCUGGCCUCCCUGCAGUCCCUCAGAGAAAACAGUGACUACACACUGCUGCCACACUCCCUGCACCAGAUCGCAGAGGCCUACUCACUCAAAGAGGACUACCAGUGGGCCAUCCAGUUCCUGCAGCUUGAGAAGCUCUACCAUGAACGUCUGCUUUCCAACCUUGCCGCCCUGCAGGAGAACUGGGAGAGCCAGUGGCGGGAGAAAAAGAACGCUGAAAGCAGUUUGCCCGCUGAGACAGACAGCAUCGGUCAGAAACACAUCGAGACCCUGAGCCAGAUCUGCAGGACACACCCCAGACCAUCCAUCAGUGUGGAACAGCCAUGUUUGAUUCAACAGAACACGCUGAAUACAACGCUGAAAGAUAUUCAGAGCAAGAACGAGACACUGCAACCCUGUCAUGAUAAAGUCAACAAGCCUGAAACAACACACCAGGGUGAAGAACAAGAGCAAAGCAUGAACUCAGAAUCAGAGCUACCCUUACCACAGACAGACCAUCAGGAGGGUGGUGAGGAUGAGGAAGGAGAAGAAGAAGAAGAGACAUAUGAGGAAGGACAGGAAGUAGAAGAGGAGGGGGAGCUGUGUGAAGAGACGCCAGAGGAGGAGGAGAUGAAGGUGGAGUGGCCAACAGGAGUCCCCCAGGCUUCGGACAAGGACCUGGCCAAGCUGUCCCACACAGAGGGGAGUUCCUCGCCAGAUGGUCUGGUCUCCAUUCUGAAGAGGAGGAGAGCUUCUCUGGAUGGAUUGCCUCCCCCAAGCAACAUUGUUACUAAACAGAACUCCAAACGCAAAGUUCGCUUCAGUGAGCCAGAGGACGGCGUUGAACAAGAUGAGGUAGGUGGAGAUUCCUGCCUGAUCCUGCUGCUGCUGUGUCUGGUUACCGUGGUGAUCAGCGUAGGCGGGACCACCCUGUACUGCACCCUGGUGGACACUUACUCCAACAUUUGCACCGACUUCACUCACAACUUUGACUUCUACGUCACGAACGUACGGAGGUUCUUUGAAGGGCUCGGACACUGGCUGCCCUCCCGGACUUAGACCCUUUCGUCUGCAUUCCAGACAUGCAUUUCGGACAUCUGUACUGUAAUGGACAGUGUAAAAUAGAGAGUGAGGAUGAGAGAGUACCCGAGCACGACUCGAAUUUGCAGUUUGGAGUCAACAUGACUGGCACAAGACCUACAGGCAUUAAUCUGAUGCGGCCAUCCAGAGUGUUUGAAGCUUUGAAUGCAGCUUGCCGCUUUUGGCUAACUAAGACUUAUGAAUCUGAGCUAUCAGCCUAAUUUAUGUAUAACUAUUUGGUGCUCAAAGUAACACCAAACAGUAAAAUUCACAAGCGUGCAUGUUGUGGGAUUAGAGUUUAAAAACGCUUGUUUACUACUGUUUGUGUGGAUAUUUCAUCUUAAGCUGAACCUUACAGAUGCCACACAGGAAGGCUCACUCAACUCUCAACAAUAUCUAUAUUUUAACAGAAGAAGUAGUUUAUCUGUGCACUAGUGUUUCCCUCACAUUUGUAGCAGUCGUAGCGUAUACAUUUGUCUUUUGUAUACGGUUUUAUUUUGACUUAUACAGAGAGAAGCUGUCAUUAGAAUCGUUAGGAUUGUACGUAUGUUGUUUUUUUGGGGAUGAUUAAUGGGCCAAAUGACUUUUUGUUCCUUAUUAAAUUCAUGUUACCAUUAUCUUUUGCUCUGUUGACCCAUCUCUGUUAAAUGAAUAUACUGUAGGGCUGUACACUUAUAUCAGACACUUUAUGCAGCGCAAUGACAAAGAUUUAUAUUAUUUUGAAAAACCCUAAUUCCAGAUACAGAUGAGCCUUUAUGAUCCUUGUGUUUACCUCAGUACAAGUGGUUACUCUUAACAUUCCUCUUAUCAUCGUGAUAUGUUCAAAGAGAAGCAUUGUACUGUAUGUGAUACUGGUAAAUGUACAAAGUGCCCUAUUAAAAACAAAGCACAGCAUCAUGCAAACAACAGCCUGCAUGAAUGAUGCUGUACAUGUAGAUUGAGGAAGAAUGUGGCUCUUGGUAUGAAAAUAUCAAGUCUACCACAUUAAAACACAAUACAUUUCAGUGAAGUCAUCAUGGUUAUCAGUAUGCAAUACAGUAAUUUAACAGCCGCUUCACAAACUCAGGCACUUACCCUGUGUUUAUACCUUUGGUGCUCAAUGUUUUCAUGUUCACCCUUAAGUAUGUGACCCUAAAAUUCCUGUCUACAUCUGGAUUUACGAUCAUAUCUAGUCUCCUCCUGCAGUGAGCAAGCAGCUACAUCCUGAUAGUAAAAACCCAAUGCAGAGAGAAGAUACAUUUGGAUCGUGUGCACUGGACACCAUAUCACGUUCAAAAACAGGCAAAAAUACUGGUGGUUUCAAAUCAAAAAAUGAAGAUGAAGUACAUUAUUACUGUGAACAACACUUGCUUUAUAUCUUUCUUGAAUGCACCUAGCUCUAAAUGGUCCCUUUGGUUACAUGCGCAAUCCUGAGCCUUCUUUUAUCUGCAUUGGGAGUUUAAUAUCCAGUGUGCAUGGGUUAUGCUGUCUUUGUAUCAUUUUAUCCAAAAGCAGCGCUUUAUGGACCAACAAUUGUGUUUCCUGGCUGGCACAAGUAACACAACAGAAAAUACACCUGUUAACACAUACAUUUUAUUGAAAUGGAGAACAUUUUAUUUGAUCAGCAUGAUCUUUUUGUCCAUUGCCUUGUAUUGGUGUUUUUAGUGAUUUCAACUGAUUUUUAUCUCCCCUUCUGAACUUCCAAUGUUUGCAAAGUGAUGAAUGUUAUAUGUUAUGUUAUGUUAUGUUAUGUUAUGUUAUGUUAUGUUAUGUUAUACUUCUGUAUUGUCACUGUGGAUCAUGCAUUAUGCAAUCCAUCUUUAUAUGUUUCAAUAUUUAAGUUCAGUUGUGUCCACAAGGGAAUACAAAAAUAUAUUAAUUAAGGAACA